Messenger RNA from Marchantia polymorpha subsp. ruderalis, 3699 nucleotides. Lineage: Eukaryota; Viridiplantae; Streptophyta; Marchantiopsida; Marchantiales; Marchantiaceae. The record is from the annotation of a GenBank genome assembly.
GAGGCCAGCCUAACCGUAGGCUGUCAGGCUUGCUCGAGUUUAUGUUAAUUUGGAGGCCAUUUUAGGGUUCUCGGUGCUUCGGAGAGCCCUUUCUUCUUCCUUCUUUGUUUCUGCACGCGACGGAGCUCCACGAGCGAGCGAGAGCGAGAGAGAGGGAGAGAGGGAGCGAGCGAGGGGGGAGGAAACCAGCUGCAUCAGCAGCAGAGCAGCAGCAGAAGCAGCAGCACGCGCAGGAAUGGAACGGAAGGAUUGCCGAAAGGUUCAACCUGUCCCCGUUGUUAUGUAGAUUGACUCGGACGUGCUCGGCUUCGUUUGCUUGCUUGUGCUCUUGAUUGAUUCGGCGACGGGUGCAAUUCGAUUUUCCGGACGAGUCUGGGCCGAGGAGGUUGGUGCACCAAGACUGUGUACGGACGAAGGAUACCGCGAUGGGCGAGCAGUGAGUGAGUCGAGUGUGUGAGUGACUGACACACGGGGAGGGAAAUACCGAGGGAAGGAGGGAGGGGAGAGACGAGAGGCAGCGAGAGGGAGACGGAGGCAGAGGCAUACUGACAGUGACGUCGCGAGAGAGGAGGAGGAGGAGGGGGUGAGGGAGGGAGAGAGAGAGAGAGAGGGAGCGAGCGUGCGAGCGAGGGAAUGGUGUAAGACAGCAGCAGAAGCAGCUCGGUCUGGCUCGGUGCUAUCUCUUCGUCAGCGAGCGAGACCUGUAGUAGAGACAGCGAUGGUUUCGGGAGAGCUGGAUCGACCGGCUAGUGUAAUGGAGUCGGGUCGCAUUUAAUAGUAGAUCCAGACUCAUUGGGUACCUGGUGGUGGUGACCUGCUGUGGCGGAGUUUCCAGAUGGAAUGUGCCGUGAAUCGUUUUAGGUGAAAGCCUGUCAGACGGGUAUUGAGGCUAGCUGAUCGAUCUACUACGUUCCCGGCGAUGAGAAUCUGGAGAAUGGCAUCACGGAAGCGGUGAUUCGGCUGCUUUCCCUACACUAGUUUUCUCCCCAUCCACCAGCGCAGGAGACUGCUAGCUGCAAGCAGAUAUCCAGGAAGUGGUGUAGCUGUUGGACUUAGGAUGCUCAGGUUGACUGAUUAGAGAGGGAGGGGGAGAGAUCAAAUCAGCACGAAGGAUUGUCAUGUGGAGGACUGAUCAAUCUACACGAGAGCAUCGUAGCUAUUUAUGAAUUUUUGGGGCGACGAGUCGUCCGAUUUUACAGAAGAAUCGACUUGCCUGCAUCCUUGCCGGGGAACUAUGCUUAAGCCUGGAGCAUGGAACAUAACCAGAUUUUUAUCCAAUUUCUGAGGUCUAGUUUCCAGGAAAUGCAUUAGACAUGGGCCCUGCCCACUCGAGUCGGUAUAAUCAAGUUUGCUGAAUUGUCAGCAAGUUAUUCAGAUUGACCGGCCUCUCCGGAGAGGCUGCGUGCUGGGCGUCGAGCGACAAAUGCGAGGGAGGGAGACGUGUACUAGAGAUUAUAAUGGAAGGGGGCAGUGGACUUGGACGGGGCGGUACAGGACCAAGUGCCAGCGCAGAAUUCUACCUACCGAAUUAUCGGCUCGGAAAAACUCUGGGUAUAGGUUCUUUUGGCAAGGUGAAGGUUGCUGAACAUGCGCUCACUGGCCAUAAGGUUGCGAUUAAGAUUCUCAAUCGGCGCAAAAUCCGAGCAAUGGAUAUGGAAGAGAAAGUUCGCCGAGAAAUCAAGAUCCUGCGGCUUUUCAUGCAUCCACACAUCAUUCGUCUCUAUGAAGUUAUCGACACACCAACAGACAUAUUUGUUGUCAUGGAGUACGUGAAGUCUGGGGAAUUGUUUGACUAUAUUGUAGAAAAGGGCCGUCUACUUGAACACGAAGCUCGCAGGUUUUUCCAACAGAUUGUGUCAGGCGUGGAAUACUGCCAUCGAAAUAUGGUCGUACACAGAGAUUUGAAGCCGGAAAACUUGCUGUUGGAUUCCAAGUGGAAUGUAAAGAUCGCCGAUUUUGGGCUGAGUAAUAUCAUGAGAGAUGGUCACUUUUUAAAAACAAGUUGUGGAAGUCCAAAUUAUGCUGCUCCUGAGGUCAUAUCUGGAAAGCUGUAUGCUGGCCCCGAAGUAGAUGUAUGGAGUUGUGGCGUCAUUCUGUAUGCACUUCUUUGUGGAAGCCUUCCUUUCGACGACGAGAACAUACCUAAUCUUUUCAAGAAAAUCAAGGGGGGAAUAUACACGCUUCCGAGCCAUCUGUCCCCUGGAGCAAGAGACCUUAUUCCUCGGAUGCUUCUUGUUGAUCCCAUGAAGCGGGUUACUAUUCCAGAGAUCAGGCAACAUCCUUGGUUUCAAGCACACCUCCCUCGUUAUCUAGCUGUUCCUCCCCCUGACACAAUCCAACAAGCUAAGCGGAUUGACGAAGAUAUACUGCUAGAAGUCGUAAGGAUGGGGUUCGACAAAAUUCAGUUGUGCGAUUCUUUGCGAAACAGAUUACAAAACAAGGCAACCGUGGCAUAUUACCUGAUGUUGGACAAUAGACGCCGAAUUUCUAAUGGUUAUCUUGGAGCAGAUUUUCACGAAGGGCGGGAAUCUCAAGGAUCACACAUGGAUGCAAUGGUGCCUUCACCUAUGGGCAGACCUGCAGCUCCUCGGUUCCCUCCAGGAGCAGUGAAUCGGCAUUUAUCACCGUCCAACCUCCAGGGUAGAGUGGUUGCCGAGCGGAAAUGGGCUCUUGGUCUUCAGUCUCGUGCGGCUCCAAGGGAAAUAAUGAUGGAGGUUUUGAAAGCAUUGCAUGAGCUUGAAAUCUGCUGGAAAAAACUGGGCCACUACAGUGUGAAGUGUAGAUGGGUACCACCUCAUCCUGCGGGUGCCUCUCAAGCAUGUAGAUCAAAUUCCGACUCGCCGAUGGUCUCAGGCUCUCUCAGCAGUCUUCCCAAUUCACCAAUGCUUGCUAGUAGUACUCUUCAGCCAGGUGGAGAAUUGGAGAGAAAUGCCUCCACCGAAGGGAGUGAGGAAACAGAAGAUAGUCAAGGCGGAGAAGAGCAAAAUGUUGUUAAGUUCGAAGUCCAGUUGUACAAAGUGAGAGAAGAGAAAUAUUUGCUGGAUUUACAGAGAGUAGAAGGACCAUACCUGCUCUUCCUCGACCUUUGUGCUUCUUUUCUAACGGAAUUGCGGAUUCUGUGAAUGUAUUUUCAAAUGUGUGAGUGCAUUCACUGAAGGUGGUUCUCUUCUCCAUUAUUUGAGAGCUCUACAGGCCCACUCCUGGUGUAUUCUAGUCCAAUUUGUCUUGUGGAAGCAACCACUUGAAAGCAUGAAAUCAUUUUGAAAGGUGUUCUGGGCUGACGAGUAAGUAGCCCACGCGAAGUGGGGUUUAGAUUCAAGAGUUCCUGUUCGUUUCUCUCAUUCUUGAUUACCUGCAGGAGGAUCGAUGCUCUUCUGUGGAAGUUCUGAGCAAUGAUCAAUUUCAUGUGAGUUUCUUUUCACACCAAGCGAAAGCCUUCCCUCAGUGGCACACUUAAAAAAAUAUUUCAAAGUAUCGAAGUGCCAUGAAUGUCCCACUCGAACAGGAUAAUAGCGCCAGCUAGCUAGCCAGCUAGUUAGCCAGUACUCUAAACGGAAGGGUGUAUUGAUGAAAUUGUCCAUCAGUUUGUAAUGAUAAACGAAAGUGUAAAGAUCUGAUCUGUGUUUUGAAGCAUCAGUCCCUUCGGAAGAUCAAGAUUCACCUUUUGUUCGUUGUUGGUCGAUAAUGUGGAUGUUUUUU